Messenger RNA from Dreissena polymorpha, 1623 nucleotides. RefSeq lists its product as uncharacterized. The transcript has a single exon. The record is from RefSeq and is a predicted model, not a curated record. Bases 477 to 821 code for a protein of 114 amino acids. Lineage: Eukaryota; Metazoa; Mollusca; Bivalvia; Myida; Dreissenidae.
CACAAACUUAUUGAUUACCGCGGGGGUUUGCAAUGUUCAUACGGACAAGUUGGUCGGAACAACGGCUACUUAAAUAAUAAAUUCCACAAAGACGGAAUAUAAAUCAUUUAUAUAUGAGACAUCGGUUUCAAUUGUAAGGAUAACAGCGGACGAAACAUGUUUUGAAUGGUGUGAACAAAUAGCUGUGCAUGAAUAUUUUAUAAAACCUACCGAUCGAAAUUAUCGCUCACAGAGCAAACAAAUUAAGACUAGAAUGCGAUAGUGUUGAUCGUAGAAUUUAAUGUAACUUGUAUUAUUUUCAAAAUAUUCAUCAGAGCAAUUCUGGAGUGUUAUUUAAAGGAAAUAUACGUGUUUUGUUAAUAAGAAAAGGUAUACAACUCUGCUGAAAGAAUCUGUACAGACGUUAAAUUCGACUGUGAAACACAGGCACAAACUGAUUAAAAAUCAUUUUAGCAACAUAACUUUAUUGAGAAAAAAUGCCCUCACUGUCGUCCCCUUGGUUUCAUCAAACCGGAAGUGCGCACGACAUCCACGCGCACUCGGGCGUCAAGUCGCCUGGUGGCAGCUCCAUGAGCGAAGCGGAAAUAGAAGAGCUAAACAAGCGCCUGUUGAGACCGACAACCUCCUCGAACGCCAAGCGAUCGCCGUCAUGGAAGCUGGACCAGACGUUCAUGGAACAGGGGCGUCACUCGUGGGCAAAGAUGGAGCUUUUUGAGGACUGCAAGAAAUGCUUGUGGACCAGUGGCGGGGCCAUUAAGAAGUCAUGCAAAACCAGACCCACGGAGAAAAAGAUGGAGGGUAUGCGGAACCCGUACCUUUGAUCGGCGCCAACGUUACACGUUCGCGUGCAUUUAGUCGUCAGUCGGACUCAACGUCGCCUGACGUCGAAUAAACGUGUGUGCUUUCAUAGUGUGCAAUCACAUAGAUAAAACGUGUGACUGGGUUGUAGAUAAUUGAUUAUACACCCUGCUUGUUAUUUACACUACAGUAGCCAAGUGGAUCUUCAGCAGAACAUGAUUGGAACUCUUUAAGUUGAUUCAUUGCGUUUUUCUUGCUGUCUUUAUUUCCCUAUGUACGGACAAACUAGAUUUUCUUUACGUGAAUUUAUGAACUUUACGCUUGCAAGCUGUAAGCUAUACCGUAUGUAAUCUGUAUUUAAAUUUGCUGAAAAUAAGUAUGGCUGAAUUAUACAUCGUUGUUGCAACAACAAUACGUUAGAGUUCUUUUUUCGAGUAAAGUGUUUCUCUUGUUAUCUUGUUAUUUAACUGUUAUGAUUUUCGAGUUAAUAACUUGUUUUAUACUAACCAUAUGCUCCGUAAUACAGUUGAAGUUAGUUAAUCUACCUAUGUACGAAUGGAUGCAUGCCGUUUAUAUAUGUAAAUGCAAUCCCCAUGCUACAUACUUGUAUAUUUGUUGUUAUAUUAUAUAAUUUAACCCAGUAAUCUUUGGGGUGCUCAAUAUUGUAAGAAUUGUUUGUUAAGCGACUCUUAGUCAGCUAUACAGUAUUACUCGUUGUCAGCUAUACAGUAUUACUCGUUGUCAGUAUUAGUUUGUUUAUGUUUAGCUUAUUUGAUAUGUAAACAUAAUAUACUGCUUUAACAAUAAAAUUGUUUAUGUUUUAAA